Messenger RNA from Acomys russatus (golden spiny mouse), 1313 nucleotides. It is a transcript of the gene Lrrc52, whose product is annotated as leucine rich repeat containing 52. Lineage: Eukaryota; Metazoa; Chordata; Mammalia; Rodentia; Muridae. The record is from RefSeq and is a predicted model, not a curated record. The coding region runs from base 251 to 1261 and encodes 336 amino acids. The transcript is spliced from 3 exons. Gene Ontology annotation, cellular component: voltage-gated potassium channel complex. Gene Ontology annotation, molecular function: transmembrane transporter binding; potassium channel activator activity; voltage-gated potassium channel activity.
CUGAGCGAGCCAAGCGCGGCAGAGCCACCAAGCCGGCCGGCAGGCAGCAGGGCACUGGGCCUCGCGUUUCAACUUCUGUUCAGUUCUCCUGUAAUGGAAAAUUGCUUUGCGCAAAGCUAGAGUGUUACAGUUUUUUCCAGCACCCAUCCCCUGCCCUGCCCCACCCCUCGGCAGCCUUCAGGUCAGAAGGACGGCUUGUACCCGCCCUCGGGAAGGUAGAAGGAGGGGGAAGGAACCGUGGCUCCUUACUAUGUCCCUUGCUUCAGGCCCUGGCCCCCGGUUGUUACUCUUUUCUCUUGGAAUGGGGCUGGUAUCAGGGUCCAAGUGUCCAAAGAAUUGUGUGUGUCAAGACCAAGAAGUAUCCUGCACAGACAUGCAGCUAACGGAAUACCCACCUGACAUUCCUCUGAACACCCGGAGGCUAUUCCUCAACAAUAACAGGAUCGCUAGCUUACCAGCUUUGGAGCUAGGAUUCCUCAGCGACCUUGUGUACUUGGACUGUCAGAACAACCGGAUCCGAGAGGUGAUGGAAUACACCUUCAUUGGGGUCUUCAAACUCAUAUACCUUGACCUCAGCUCCAACAACCUAACUUCCAUCGCCCCACUCAGUUUCUCGGUGCUCAGCAACCUGGUACGGCUGAACAUUUCAAACAACCCUCACCUGUUGUAUCUUGACAAAUAUGUCUUUGCCAACAUCACCUCCUUGAUAUACCUGGACCUCAGAAACACUGGAUUGCAGACCAUCAGCCAUGAUGCCUUCCAGCACCUGGUGGUACUCAAGACCGUAUAUCUAAGUGGAAACCCCUGGAACUGCAACUGUUCUUUCCUGAGCUUCACCAUGUACUUAUUAUUGUCCCAGCUGGACCACCCAGCAAUCAGGAGACAGGUCCAGGUCAUGAAGAUUGCUACGAGUUCACGGCUAAUCUGGUCUACAUUGAAAAUUCCAGAUGAUCAGGAUGCCAUAUGUGAGGAGCCCAUGGAGCUGGCAGGGUGGCCCAUCACACGGGUGGGGAACCCACUCCAGUACAUGUGCAUCACACACCUGGACCAGCAAGACUACAUCUUUCUUCUGCUCAUCGGCUUCUGCAUCUUCGCUGCGGGCACUGUGGCUGCCUGGCUCACAGGCGUGUGUGCCGUGCUGUACCAGAAUGCCCACCGGAAGUCCAGUGGGGAUGACAUGGAGGAUGAGUAUGGGAUUAGGGUCACCCACCAGAUUUUUCGAAGCAACACUCAAUUCAACCAGGGUCGGUCCCUUAUCUGACCUAGCUGUCAGAGAUCACUACCACUUGUGCCUUCCUGGUCUGGCUCCCCUG